This is a messenger RNA of Dentiscutata erythropus, 711 nucleotides long. The record is from the annotation of a GenBank genome assembly. NCBI's taxonomy places the organism in Eukaryota, Fungi, Glomeromycota, Glomeromycetes, Diversisporales, Gigasporaceae.
AUGGCAGAAAACUCUAAUACUCUCUCUGUUAAUCCAAUUGAUACUUCUAUGCGAAAAUCUAGUGGUAAACCAAAGUCAAUUGUAUGGGGAAUACAUAUUAAGCAAGGAACCCAAAUCUCUAAAGGUCAUUGGAGUGCAACAUCUACACCAGAUGUUCGUAACCUAUUUUUAGAGCGAUUAACUACAAGAGCACUUGAUGUAACAUCAAAAAAACGAAAAUUAAAUGUUCAGUUACAACUUUCUGACUUUGUUGAAAGUACCAAGUUAACACCAGAUCAUAUUAAAGAUAUAAAUAAAGCCUUAUUAUUAAAAACAUUACAUCCAGCAUAUGAACCGCCAUCUAAAGAUAUUCUUUCUGGUCACUAUUUGGCACAAGAAACAGCAUUUGUUAAUCAAGCGAUGAUCAAACAACUAAAUAAUUCAAAAAAUUUAACUAUUGGAAGUACUCUUAAAACUCUAGCAGAAGAAAAUUCAAUUGAAGGAGGUAGCCUUAAACAAUGGGUAGAUACUCGUUGGCAUACUAUAUAUAAUUGUAUAUCCUCUGUUAUAAGGCAUAAAGUUCCAUUAGAAAAAAUUCGUAAUAAUAAUUCAGAUAUUCUAAAUACUUCAGUACAAGCAAUCUUAUGCACUAAAGCAUUUUUUAAUGACUUAAAUGCUUUGGCAUUUGUGCUUUAUCCUAUUAAAAUGGCAAUAUUAACUCUUGAAUUAUGA